Messenger RNA from Beta vulgaris subsp. vulgaris (sugar beet), 652 nucleotides. RefSeq lists its product as hypothetical. Gene Ontology annotation, cellular component: ribosome. The coding region runs from base 130 to 504 and encodes 124 amino acids. Gene Ontology annotation, biological process: translation. The record is from RefSeq and is a predicted model, not a curated record. NCBI's taxonomy places the organism in Eukaryota, Viridiplantae, Streptophyta, Magnoliopsida, Caryophyllales, Amaranthaceae. The transcript has a single exon. Gene Ontology annotation, molecular function: structural constituent of ribosome; 5S rRNA binding.
CUUAUUUUGUUUUGUCAAGGAAAUAGUACUAAUUGUUUCCCGCACUUCCAGAACCAAUUUGGCACACCAAUUCACUUUCACUUCAAAAACUCUCUCUCUUCAACAGUCAACCCAACCCAACCCAACCCGAUGUCUGCAACAAAUCAACAGCACCUUCUCCGAUUACUCGUAAGUUGCCGAAAAAUCACAGCACAAGUAACAAAUCCAGCAACUGAAUCCAUAAUCGCAAUGGCUUCCUCAUCUGAGCAAGAGUUUGUCCCCCAUUAUCGCACUCAUCUCAAUCGAUUUCCUCGCUCUCAUAACUUCUGGGACGCGCGAAUUGCAUCUCGCGUCGGCGAAAAAUUAGGGUUUCGGUUGAAGGAAAUUGGUGUCUCCGACGUUGAAAUCAACAUCAGUGAGGAGCUUUCGCGUCCUCAUCAUCAUCGAAGACUUGUUAUUCCUCUCUUUGAUUCCGUUAAAAGAACUGGAAUUUCCGUCUCCGGCGCCGAUAAAUUGCAGAUCUAGGCUUUUUUAGGGUUAAUUUGAUCGGGAAUUAGAUUUGUUUUCCUCUAACUAUCGUUGCAACAGUACGAUUGAGUAGAUAUAUUUGUAACAAAGUUGAUUUGAUCGGGAAUGAAUGAAUGAUCAUGCUAUUAUGCACUUUGAAAUACCA